CCUACAGCCGCUGAACUACAAGUGAACAUAAAUCCUCCAACAAAAAUGGAAGUCCUGAAUGCCACAAAGCUACUGAAAUGUGGGAAAGCAACAGGACUAGAUGGGAUCCCACCAGAAACACUGAGAACAGACGCAGAGACAACAGCGGACAUGCUCACACCACUAUUGCAGAAGGUGUGGAAGGAAGAGAAGGUACCUGGCGAUUGGAAGAAGGGUUACCUUGUCAAACUGCCGAAGAAAUGAGACCUCAGUGUUUGCAGGAACUGGCGCGGAAUCAUCUCCUGUCCACCAGGAGCAAGCAAAACAUUAAACCGCAUCAUCCUGGAGAGGCUAAAGGAUGCACUGGAUUCAAAACUACGACCGGCAUAGGCUGGCUGGCUGGAUUCUGGAAGUACAAAUCAUGUGCAGACCAAAUUGCAACGCUACACCACGCAUCAUCAUUGAACACAGUAUAGAAUGGCAGUCAAGUCAACUUCAUCGACCUUGAGAAGGUCUUCGACAGCGUCG
Heterobilharzia americana is the source of this 507-nucleotide messenger RNA. The record is from the annotation of a GenBank genome assembly. NCBI's taxonomy places the organism in Eukaryota, Metazoa, Platyhelminthes, Trematoda, Strigeidida, Schistosomatidae.